AUGGGCCACUACGUCACUCUCGCCACAUGCAACCUCAACCAAUGGGCACUUGAUUUCGAAGGAAACCGCGACCGCAUCUUGCAGUCCAUCAAAGAAGCAAAAAAAAACGGCGCCAGUCUUCGGGUGGGCCCGGAACUCGAGAUUUGUGGCUACGGAUGUCUCGACCAUUUUCUCGAAAAUGACCUUUAUGAUCAUUGCUGGGACAUGUAUUUGCAAAUUUUGGGUAAUCCCGACACCCACGGCUUGCUCUUGGACAUCGGCAUGCCGGUGAUGCAUCGUUCCAUCAAGUAUAACUGCCGUCUUUUGUCGCACGACGGAAAGAUACUUUUGAUAAGACCCAAGUUAUACCUUGCCAACGACGGCAAUUACCGGGAAAUGAGAUACUUCACUCCCUGGAACCGUCCUCAGUACUACGAGGACUUCAAAUUGCCGAAAAAUGCCAGGAAAGUGACAGGUCAGUCGUCGGUUUUAUUUGGCGAUUGUGUGGUGGACACAUUGGAGACGACAGUUGCCGCUGAAACGUGCGAGGAAUUGUUCACGCCGCAAUCGCCCCAUAUUUCCAUGGCACUCGACGGCGUGGAAAUCUAUACAAACUCGCUGGGACUGCACCACGAGCUUCGAAAGUUGGAUACUCGGCUCCAGCUUAUCACCGAGGCCACCAAGAAAUGCGGCGGAGUAUACUUGUACGCCAACCAAAAGGGGUGUGACGGCGACAGGCUCUACUACGACGGAUGCGCGUGCAUUGUUGUUAAUGGCGAAAUGGUGGCUCAAGCGCUGCAAUUUUCGCUUAGUGACGUUGAGGUAGUCACGGCCACCAUCGACCUUGACGACGUUCGUUCUUUCCGAAACCAAAAACUGGCGGCGAUGCAGGCGGUUGCGUCCACCCUGUACCACCACAUAGACACCACCAUUGAGCUCUCGCCGUCGGCUAACGUGUGGAACGGCAUUGCACCCACUUCCCCGAUUCCCGUUCGCAUCCAUUCUGCCGCCGAAGAAAUUGCCUUGGGGCCCGCGUGCUGGCUCUGGGACUACUUGCGGCGGUGCAGAGCCGCUGGGUUCUUUCUACCUUUGAGCGGUGGAAUCGACUCGUGUGCAACUGCCGUUAUUGUGCAUCUGAUGUGCCGGUUGGUGGUCGCGGCCGUGGAAAAUCACGACCACCAGGUGAUUUCCGACGUUAAAUCGCUUGUUCACGAUGACUCGUUUGUGCCUAAAACCCCCCAGGAACUCGCUGACAAGUUGUUCCACACGGCGUUCUUGGGAACAGAAAAUUCCUCGGGCGACACCAGAAGUCGUGCCAAAGAAUUGGCUGCAAAAAUUGGAUCUUUUCACGUCGACUUGAAUAUGGACACUGCGGUCAGCGCCGUGAUCUCUGUGUUUGAAGUGGCUACCGGCAGAAAGCCCAUUUUCAAGGUUUUUGGUGGCUCGCAAACGGAAAAUCUUGCCCUUCAAAAUAUCCAGGCUCGGCUUCGAAUGGUGCUCAGCUAUAUGUUUGCGCAGCUUUUGCCAUGGACUCGGCUGAAAACAGGUGGCCUUCUUGUGUUGGGAAGCGCCAAUGUCGACGAAUGUUUGCGUGGGUACUUGACGAAAUACGACUGCUCCAGUGCCGAUAUUAACCCCAUUGGCGGAGUGUCAAAGACAGAUCUCAAGAGGUUCAUUCUGUGGGCAGAAAAAGAGUUCGACAUGCCCAUCUUGAAGCAGUUUUUGGACGCUACUCCCACUGCUGAAUUGGAACCCAUAACUGCCGACUAUGUCCAGAGCGACGAGAUCGAUAUGGGUAUGACUUACGAUGAGUUGUCGAGGUUUGGACGGUUGAGAAAAGUCGACAAGUGUGGUCCGGUGGCCAUGUUUGUGAAACUUUACCACGAAUGGUCUCAGCCUCCACGGUCGUUGACCGCCGACCAGGUGGCCGAGAAAGUGAAAAAGUUCUGGUUCUUUUACGCUAUAAACAGACACAAAAUGACCACCAUGACACCAGCGUACCACGCCGAACAGUAUUCUCCAGAUGAUAACCGGUUCGACUUGCGUCCAUUUUUGAUCAAUCCCCGGUUCCCAUGGGCAUCGAAGCAGAUUGACGAGAUCGUGGCGGAGAUGAAGCGCCAUGAAAUCGACACAAAGUCGCUCCAGGAGGACUUGACUGUUGACUGA
This is a messenger RNA of Meyerozyma guilliermondii ATCC 6260, 2145 nucleotides long. RefSeq names its product glutamine-dependent NAD(+) synthetase. The record is from RefSeq and is a predicted model, not a curated record. The transcript has a single exon. The coding region runs from base 1 to 2145 and encodes 714 amino acids. Gene Ontology annotation, molecular function: glutaminase activity; ATP binding; NAD+ synthase (glutamine-hydrolyzing) activity. Gene Ontology annotation, biological process: NAD+ biosynthetic process. Lineage: Eukaryota; Fungi; Ascomycota; Pichiomycetes; Serinales; Debaryomycetaceae. Gene Ontology annotation, cellular component: cytoplasm.